CCUCUGUCUCCUGCGGCCUGGUGGAUACACCUGUGCCUGCCCUCAAGGGUCCACUCCAGUGCAGUUUGACUCCAAUGAAUGUGAUGCAGAUGUCCGUACGGUUAUGUGGGCAGCUAUUGUGAGAUGGGGAAGUCAAGGGGCGCUCCAGCAGGAACAGCUGUGGCUGUUCUACUGGCAGUCAUUAUCAUCCUGAUCACUGGAGCUUUGGCUGUCGGGGUUUUCCUCAACUACAAACGAACAGGAUCUUUCAUCCCAUCCAUGCCCAAACUACCCAGCCUCAGCAGCCUGGUGAAGUCCGCUGACACAGGGAAUGGGGUGACGUUUCGCUCCGGUGAUAAUGUUGACCUUGGACCGUCACACAUUGGCGUGUCAUUCAUUGACACAGCCAUGCAGAUGGAUGAUAAUUUUGCGAUGGACGCUGGGAGGCAGCCAAUCACGUUUGAGAACCCGUUAUAUGCCACAGUUCCUGGAGUGUCCGGAGAUCCUGCUGUCAUUCAUGCCACACAGGUGACUGUUAAUGUGAGUGGUGAUCAGUUGGAGAACAAGUUUGUGAACCCGGCGUACCGCGGAGAUCAGAGUGCAGGCAUUGUGAACACAACUUCUGUCAGCACCAAACCUGUGCAGGAGUCAAAGUGGAGCUUAUUCAAGCGAAAAUUAAAGCCAAGCACCACAUUUGACAACCCUUCGUAUUCAGAGAUGAAGGAUGAAAAGCCUGUGGGAAGCAGCGGGGACUCUUCUGCCCCUGAGCCCUCUCCGUUUGUCCCCCCCGCCAAACCUCCGAAGAGGGAUCGUCCAAGCACCUUUUCGCCAACCGAGGACAGUUUCAAAGACACAGCCAACCUCGUAAAAGAGGACAGCGACGUAUAACCCCUCUCUCGCAGAUGGGAAUCGAAAUAAAAAGAAACACACUUUGCACAGAAUUUAUUUUUUUAUGCAGCCUGUGAACAAAAACUCAAAUUGUUUUAGGAAAGAGAAAUACAUUUCUAUAGAAUGAAGAAAAACGUCUUUUGUGACUAUGCCUUCUGACAUUUCUUAUGCCAAUUCUUGUGUUAAUGUUUUCUUUAUUCUGAUGUACAAUAUGUAUAUCUUUUGCACUGAAGCUGCUGAUAGAAGUGUUUAUAAAUAAGUUGUAUAUUUGUAAAUUUGAACAGUAAGAUUUUGUCAGAAAAUAUCUUUGAAAUAGAUCCUAUGAAUAGUUCAAUAUAAACACAAUAACAUAAAAAGUGAGCUGCAUUCUGAAUGUACAGUACUUAUAUGAUCGAAGGUUAUUAAAAAAUGUGUUGAGUAAUUUUUUUUUUUUUUUUUUUUUUUGCCACUGAACAAAACUGAAGAUGUAUUUACUUCAUCUUUCAUGUUUAUAUACCUCAUUUCAGGGCUGGAAGCUGAACAAAACUAUCACAGAAAAUUGGACCUUAACUUAUACCAUUCAAUUCUUCAAAAAUUCUCCAGUAUGCAUGAGCUAAAAUAUGUAUGCAAAGCAUACUCACUGUACUCAAUCAAACUCAUUAUGUUCCCUGACUUUAUGACUCUGAAUCAACAUGAUCUUUUUUUUUUUUUGUAAUGAUAUUGGAACAAUGGCCAAAAUUGUUUGGAGCAAUACUUGAAUGUUUGUUUUGCAUGGAAAUGAAUUUAUGUAGCUGAUUAUCUUAAAGAGCAACACAGGGCCUGAGGAUGCAGAUGUCGUUUUAUAAACACAGUGAAUAAAUUCUUAACUUUACAGAAUGAUUUAUUUUGUAUCAUAAUGAGGACAAAUAAAAAUUGUAUCUGUGAUCAUCCACAACAUGUCCAUAUCGUUUAAAUUGCUGCUGCUGAGAUGUGAAUGAAUAAAUUUCCUAUUUUGUAA
This is a messenger RNA of Epinephelus lanceolatus (giant grouper), 1843 nucleotides long. Lineage: Eukaryota; Metazoa; Chordata; Actinopteri; Perciformes; Serranidae. The record is from RefSeq and is a predicted model, not a curated record.